Molecule: messenger RNA, 1695 nt
Organism: Closterium sp. NIES-65
Lineage: Eukaryota; Viridiplantae; Streptophyta; Zygnematophyceae; Desmidiales; Closteriaceae
Source: the annotation of a GenBank genome assembly
AUGGGGCCGUUAGGGGCGGCGACGGGACCGCUAAGGGCGGCGAGGUGGCCGCGAAGGGCGGCGACGGGGCCUCCACGGGCGGCGACGGGGCCGCUAGGGGCGGCGACAGGGCCGCAGAUGGGCCGCAAGGGUCCUAGAGGGGCGGCGACGAGGCCGCGAAGGGGCCCGGCGGAGAUUUGGGCGGCGGCAGCGGCGGAGAUUUGGGCGGCGGCAGCGGCGGAGAUUUGGACGGCGGCAGCGGAGGAGAUUUGGGUGGCGGAAGUGGAGAAGAUUUGGGCGGCGGAAGCGGCGGAGAUUUGGGCGGCAGAAGCGGCGGAGAUUUGGGCGGCGGCAGCGGCUGUGAUUUGGGCGGCGGCAGCGGCGAAGAUUUGGGCAACGACAGCGGCGGAGAUCUGGGCGGAGGCAGCGGCGGAGACCUGGGCGGCGGCAGUGGCGGAGAUGUGGGCGGCGGACCCGGUGGACAGCAAGGCGGACCCGGAGGACAGCAGGGCGGACCCGGCGGACUGCAGGGCGGACCCGGCGGACAGCAGGGCGGAUCCGGCGGACAGCAGGGCGGACCCGGCGGACAGCAGGGUGGACCCGGCGGACAGCAGGGCGGACCCGGCGGACAGCAGGGCGGACCCUGCGGACAGCAGGGCGGACCCGGCGGGCAGCAGGGCGGACCCGGCGGGCAGCAGGGCGGACCCGGCGGGCAGCAGGGCGGACCCGGCGGACAGCAGGGCGGACCUGGCGGACAGCAGGGCGGACAGCAGGGCGGACCCGACGGACAGCAGGGCGGACCCGGCGGGGAGCAGGGCGGACCUGGCGGACAGCAGGGCGGACAUGGCGGACAGCAGGGCGGACCCGGCGGACAGCCACAGGGCGGACAGCAGGGCGGAUCCGGCGGACAGCCGCAGGGCGGACAGCAGGGCGGACAGCAGGGCGGCCAGCAGGGGGGACAGCAGGGCGGACCUGGCGGACAGCAGGGCGGACCUGGCAGACAGCAUGGCGGACCUGGCGGACAGCAAGGCGGACCUGGCGGACAGCAGGGCGGACCUGGGGGGGAGCAGGGUGGACAGCAGGGCAGCCAGCAGGGGGGACAGCAGGGCGGACCUGGCGGACAGCAGGGCGGACCUGGCGCACAGCAGGGCGGACAGCAGGGCGGACCCGGCGGACAGCAGGGCGGACAGCAGGGCGGCCAGCAAGGGGGACAGCAGGGUGGACGCAGCGGACACCAGGGCGGACCUGGCGGACAGCAGGGCGGACCCGGCGGGGAGCAGGGUGGACAGCAGGGCGGCCAGCAGGGGGGACAGCAGGGCGGACAUGGCGGACAGCAGGGCGGACAGCAGGGCGGACCUGGUGGGCAACAGGGCGGGCAGCAGGGCGGCCAGCAGGGGGGACAGCAGGGCGGACCCGGCGGGCAACAGGGCGGACCUGGCGGACAGCAGGGCGGACCCGGCGGGCAACAGGGCGGGUAGCACGGCGGACAGCAGGGCGGACAGCAAGGCGGCCAGCAUGGGGGACAGCAGGGCGGACAUGGCGGACAGCAGGGCGGACCCGGCGGGCAGCAGGGCGGGCAGCAGGGCGGGCAGCAGGGUGGGCAGCAGGGCGGACAGCAGGGCGGAUAGCAGGGGGAACGGGGCGGACAGCAAGGGGGAGCUGUCGAGGAUCAGGGGGGUUCUGUCGGUUCCAACUUCGCUACUAUUCAGAGUGUGA